Messenger RNA from Betta splendens (Siamese fighting fish), 462 nucleotides. It is a transcript of the gene atp5mk, whose product is annotated as ATP synthase membrane subunit k. The record is from RefSeq and is a predicted model, not a curated record. The coding region runs from base 159 to 335 and encodes 58 amino acids. The transcript is spliced from 4 exons. NCBI's taxonomy places the organism in Eukaryota, Metazoa, Chordata, Actinopteri, Anabantiformes, Osphronemidae.
UUGACUGACAUUACAUUGAACCAUUAAGAACACACAUUUGAACUACUAAGAAUAGGCGGAACUUCCUACCAACCUUGGUGUUGCGGCCUUAAUUGAAGGGCACUGGACUCAUUCGGUUUGUGCAGAGGUCGCGUGUUAAGGACCACUAAUCAUACAUCAUGGCAGGACAUGAUGGUGGCAGCCAGCACCAGUUCACUGGGAUUGCAAAGUACUUUAAUUCAUACACAUUGACAGGACGGCGAAAUUGUGUCUUGGCUACGUAUGCCAGCCUAGUAGCCAUUGCGCUUUUCUUCAAACUGAAGCCCAAGAAAAAGCCUGCAGUCACAGAAAAGUGAUCAUGUUUCCAUUUUGACCAUUGUUUCUAUCCUUUGGAAGUGGAGAGGGCAGAGGGACGUGCUUUUAAUUGAGUGUUUGUGUUCCCUGUAUUAACAAUAAAGAACAUUUGUGCCCAAAACAUAGAAA